This is a messenger RNA of Trichoderma aggressivum f. europaeum, 921 nucleotides long. RefSeq lists its product as uncharacterized. The transcript has a single exon. The coding region runs from base 1 to 921 and encodes 306 amino acids. Lineage: Eukaryota; Fungi; Ascomycota; Sordariomycetes; Hypocreales; Hypocreaceae. The record is from RefSeq and is a predicted model, not a curated record.
AUGCGUUGGCCCAGCAAAGUAGGCCUCCUUUUCGGAGUCUUCUCUGCCUUGUUCACGGGGCCAGCAACAGCUGCCGAAACCCAUGUUUGUCAGCCAGGAGGAGACUCGGUGACCAAUAGUAAUUGCAUGGCAGCUGCCUCUGCUCUGCUCAUUGCUUCAACCUCGUGUGAGGGUAAAGUCAAUGUGCCCAAGGGCGUUAUUGGCGCCAAGCACGGCAAUUGCUGUGCGACUAUGUGGCGUGAUGCUGGCGCGACUGUUCACAGCCUCGAUUACCUAUCUGCAGCAUUCAUGGACAAUGUUGCUGUUUGCCAGAGAGGCUACACGAUUUUGGACGAUGGUACGAGAGUGCAGACCAAUGCCGAGGCGUGCGAGUGGGUAAAGAUCAUUGGGAGAGAUGCCAUACCUGAUGAGGAGGAGAAGCCAACCCCAGAAUUCAGAGGAAUGACUCGUCAAGCUUUGCCGGAAGAAGCUGAAUUGGCCAAGAGAGGUGCCAUCAAUGUGUGCGGCAGAGACUUCAACGACCUUAUUGAUGUCCCUGGCCUUGCUGCUAAAGGAUACGAACUUGUUCAGACGACUACGGGUAGCGGCCAGGGUUUCAGCGUACCAGCUUCAAUUUCUCAGUCGAUAUACUCGCAGCUCAUCUCGCAGGUUGAGCAUCAGGCCAGCGGCGCGGUGUCGAGACUGGCUGGCGAAUAUCUCACUCGCGAAGAAUUUUCUUACACGGCAAUGGAUCUCGCCAACAAAGCUGCCAAUUCUUGGAAUGCGGUUCGUAAUUCACUGGGCGAUUCCGUGUUGGAACAGGUGAUAAAAAAGGUGGUGACUCUUGGAAGUUUAUCCAAGUUCAAGUCUGUCUCAUACUCUCUCAGAUACGCCUCUGGCGUAGCCGUGGUGGAGUUUAUCGUCAAUAACUAUCGUCAAUAA